Messenger RNA from Paramecium octaurelia, 330 nucleotides. Lineage: Eukaryota; Ciliophora; Oligohymenophorea; Peniculida; Parameciidae. The record is from the annotation of a GenBank genome assembly.
AUGAAUCAGAUAAGAUUUAUUUAAUCGAUUUUGAAUUUCAAUUUACACCCACAAAAGAAAGUUUUAUCCUAUGUCGGCACCAAUAGAUAUGCCUGUAUCUCAGCCCAUCAAGUCAUCGAAUAAACACCCAAAGACGACCUCGAGUAUGUACUCAUCUACUUAACCACUUAACAUCUACAAUGGAUGAACAUCGAGAAAACAGAUGUACAAAGAUUAGACAAAAUUGGCAUGUUAAAGGAAAGUGUUCUAUUGGAAGACUUGUGUUCCGUGUGUCCAAACUCAAUGCUUAAGUUCUAUUCCUUAUAAACUAGACGAAAAUAGGAAGGCUGA